Messenger RNA from Ostertagia ostertagi, 414 nucleotides. Lineage: Eukaryota; Metazoa; Nematoda; Chromadorea; Rhabditida; Trichostrongylidae. The record is from the annotation of a GenBank genome assembly.
ACGGUCUUCAUUGAUCAUGCUGCCCGUCGAACUACACUGAUCGAUCCGCGCCUUCCUGCUCCAACCGUUGAUCGUAAAAGGGGACGGAGUGCUCCUCCAGCUCGACGGCAGAACUGGACAAAAACGGGAACCUAUUGGAUUUGGCGAGCCGUACCAGCUGAGAUAGCAUUGCUCGUCGAGGAGCGGUUACCUGAACUGGCGCCAAAGAUCAGGAAAAAGUUGCGGCUAAUCGAAAGACUUGGAGCCGUCGCGUUAGCACGAUUGGCUAACGACGUCGACUUGAUAACGGCAAUCAGAUUUCGGUUCAGCCGUUCAAAUCUCCUCCAGGAUGCGUUCGACCAAAUCCUUGCAGCGGAUCCGGUCACACUACGUCGUGCGAGACUAUCAAUUGCGUUCGACGACGAGGAGGGGUAG